Molecule: messenger RNA, 1113 nt
Organism: Talaromyces atroroseus
Lineage: Eukaryota; Fungi; Ascomycota; Eurotiomycetes; Eurotiales; Trichocomaceae
Exons: 1
Coding region: 1-1113 (370 amino acids)
Molecular function (GO): protein binding
Source: RefSeq, a predicted model, not a curated record
AUGAACUUACUAGAUCUUCCAACGGAGCUUUUGCUCCAAGUUUUCCGCUCCUGCAAUUCUAUCUCCGACGCUCUGCAUUUAGCUGCCACCAACCGUCGGCUUCGUCGUAUUUUCGCUUCUUCUUCAAAAGUUUCCAUUCUCAUGGACGCCGCGGAUUCAGAGUUUGGUCCUAUGUCUGACAUCAUCCAAAUCAUCACACAGAAUGCGAGCCAACCCGCCCAUCUCAUUCGUGGAGCCUCCUUGUCGGAUGCGCUGCUCAAGCAGGUGGUUCAAAUUGGCCGCGUAGCACAGAAGUGGGAAUCUAUCUAUCCACUGAAGAAAUGGAAGUCGGACUAUGAAAAUAGGCGGCUACUGACGGAUGACGAACGCUUCCGUCUUCGUCGUGCGAUCUACCGUUUGUGGCUCUACGAUCGCGCGUUCUAUUCUAGUCACUAUGACCGAUUUUCACGUCGUUUGCUAUCUAUUGUGACCGAACGAGCACAGUUACUGCAUAACUGGUCAACGCCAGAGCUAGCCGAGAUCGAAGAUGUGCGCAUGGUCAUUCAGGAUGUGGUGCAGAACCACAUCUGCCCGAGCAACGGCAGCAUCCAACGCAAGUUCCAUAAGCGCUACCCGGAGAAUACGAAUCCACUGUCCUUCAAUAUUCAUCUGAAUUACCGCCCAGAAAGGUCCAAUCUAUCUACGGGAUCUUACUUUGGUCUUCCUGGCAACAGCUGCUCAAACUCGGAUAUGCCGUUCCAUAGCCAUUAUCAGAACGACCAUGCCUCAUCGUCAUUAGCGAAGUCGUCCUCAUCAACAACAUUCGCAGCUAAACUUCGUAGUGAUUUUUUUCAUGAUCCCGGCCAAGAGGGAUGGGGUGACGAGAUUCCACAUUAUUAUGUUGUGCAAGACAUGCUCAAGCUUAAUCCAGCGCAAGUGCUCUGGCUGCGAGACCAUGCCCCUUUGAAGGAACAUGUGGAAUCGUAUGUGCAUUCGCUGGGGGACUGGUUCAAGAAUAAUGGGGAGACAUUUGUUGAUACCUUGUUGUGGGUCAUGAAAGAGCGUGGAGAAGACCCCGAGGAGUUGAAGAUAGCCAUAGAAGAGUGUGAGAUGGGGAUUGCGGCCUUAGUUUAG